Molecule: messenger RNA, 1198 nt
Organism: Cynara cardunculus var. scolymus (artichoke)
Lineage: Eukaryota; Viridiplantae; Streptophyta; Magnoliopsida; Asterales; Asteraceae
Product: ethylene-responsive transcription factor ERF061-like
Exons: 2
Coding region: 227-1129 (300 amino acids)
Biological process (GO): regulation of DNA-templated transcription
Molecular function (GO): DNA binding; DNA-binding transcription factor activity
Source: RefSeq, a predicted model, not a curated record
GUUCCCAUUUCACACAAGAGUCAAAAGCUCCUCACUACUUGGCAUAUUCUUCCUGUUGUUCUGCAAAAAAAAGUCAAUUUUAAAAGCUCUUUUGUUAGAUUACCUACAGAAGUAGUCAAUCUAUUGAGAAGAGAAGAAACAAUUCUCCUUUAUAGAGGUGCUCUGUUUCCUCUGGUUUUUUUCUAUCUCCUGUUCCUAAUUAUUCUUCUGCAAGAAAUUGCCCAUCAUGCAACAAAACAAUAGAUACAGUUUUUAUACAAACAAUGAUAUUGGAUCUUCUCUUUCUAAUCUAAUUUUAAGUGGUGGGAGUGGUAGCAAUACCUUAGAUUCAAUAUUCACUCAAUGCCCAUCAUCAUCAGUUACCUCUAACUCCCCCCAUCAACCUCUAGGCUCUUCAGUUUACCUGAAACAGAGAGAUUUGCUCCAGAAAUUCUCCGAGCAAAACAUGGGAAAGAUCGGGAAAUUGAGUUCAACGAUAACAAUCCCGACUAGGUACUCUGGGUAUUCGGAUUACUAUAUGAAUCCCUACAAGAAGAAGCUUUACAGAGGAGUGAGGCAGAGGCAUUGGGGUAAAUGGGUGGCUGAGAUCAGACUACCUCAGAACAGAAUGAGGGUCUGGUUGGGGACUUAUGAGACGGCUGAGGCUGCAGCUUAUGCUUAUGAUCGAGCGGCUUAUAAGCUACGAGGUGAAUAUGCACGGUUGAAUUUCCCAAACCUCCAGGAUUCAACUCAAUUGGGGUUGAUUGGAGAUGGGCAGAGGCUGAAUGCUCUUAAGAGUGCUGUUGAUGCCAAGAUUCAGGCUAUUUGCCAGAAAGUGAGGAGAGAGAAAGCCAAUAGGAAGAACAAGAAGAACAAGAAGAAGAAUGACAGUGUUGGUAGUGAUGAAGAAAGAGAAAAAGUGAUGAAAACUGAAUAUUCAUCUUCGAUUUCGUGUGUUGGGAACGAAUUGAUAUCACCAAGUAUGUCUGAAGAUGGGUUCUGGAAGGGAGAGAGUUCACGCUGUUCAGCCUCCGGUGAGUCAAAGGUGGCGGUAGGGGCGGUAACAGAUGAGUCGGAGUUUGAAGGAUGCUCUCUUGCUCGUCUGCCAUCAUAUGAUCCAGAGUUAAUUUGGGAAGUUCUAGCAAACUGAGACUUAGUAUCCAUCCAAAAGAGGGGAAUGCUGAAAUGUCUUUCCCCAUGUAAAAUGCAGAUUCAUGAU